AUGCGUAUGUAUGGGUGCCAUUUUGACGCAGAAGAACUCUGCCUUAUUAUUUUUAUGGAGUUGCUGAGCAACAGAGGUAUUGGAAUCAUAGUAAGAAGAAUGAAUGAAUCCCUUCCAGAAAGUAUAACCAAAAGUUAUGCAAACCAACUGGUUUCUGCAGUUUCUUACGUUCGCUCACGUAGUGUUGUUCACCGUGAUAUAAAGUGUGGCAAUCUCCUCGUGACACAGAAAGACACUGUCAAACUUUCCGACUUCAGCUUUUCGAAGAAAAUGAGUCCGAAUCGGGGGACAAAUACAAUUACAUGGAUUCCAGUCUUUUUGUCCCCAGAGGUUCUAUCGGGAGAUUGA
Messenger RNA from Trypanosoma grayi, 348 nucleotides. RefSeq lists its product as hypothetical. The transcript has a single exon. Lineage: Eukaryota; Euglenozoa; Kinetoplastea; Trypanosomatida; Trypanosomatidae. Gene Ontology annotation, molecular function: protein kinase activity; ATP binding. Gene Ontology annotation, biological process: protein phosphorylation. The record is from RefSeq and is a predicted model, not a curated record. Bases 1 to 348 code for a protein of 115 amino acids.